Molecule: messenger RNA, 2492 nt
Organism: Mesocricetus auratus (golden hamster)
Lineage: Eukaryota; Metazoa; Chordata; Mammalia; Rodentia; Cricetidae
Product: vascular non-inflammatory molecule 3
Molecular function (GO): hydrolase activity, acting on carbon-nitrogen (but not peptide) bonds, in linear amides
Source: RefSeq, a predicted model, not a curated record
AGUUUGUUUUCCAGUAUCCUCAUAGUGAGUCACAAUCACCUGAAAUUCCAGUACCAGGGCAUCACCUUCUUCUAAAAUUCCUGGGCUCCAGGCGUGGACAUGGUAGGUACACUUAUACACAUAGAGGCAAAACAUACAAGUAAAAUAAAAUAAGUGUAGUUAAAAACUCGGGAGCUUUUCUUAUACUGUUUUGUCCCCGUUACAGCCAUGAGUAUACAUCCUCAAGAAAUUGUUGAUGUGAUAAUUGUCUUCUAGAACACCUCAGUAUUGACUCUAAUACUGGAAAUAUUGGUGUCCUAGUAAGAUACAUUUCAUUUAAAACUACACCAAAUAAGAAUUUGUCCAAUGUGUUUUGGGUGCACUCAUCUGGUUGGUUCAGUGAUAUCCCUUUUAGAGAUGAGUUGGCUGCUAAGCAAUGUCAACAGCUGCGGCAAACCCACAUCCAUGCAAUUAUGUAGCUCUGCCUGCCAGUCUUGUACAACAUCUUUCUCAAUGCUGUGUUGCAUAAUGUAUUCUCAGGGAGACAAAUGUAGCUGGCUGUGGGCAGGGCAGGGCUUUAGUCUGAAUAUUUUUCCUUUGAUACACGGUAGAAGAACCUUUUGUUUUUCAACAAUCACUCUAUUUUAACUAUGGCUCCAUUAUAUAUUCUUAAAUUUGUAUUGAGUUUUUCCCUCUUUGCUCAGACUGUGGGUGCACUGGACACUUUUAUUGCUGCUGUAUAUGAGCAUGCUGUUAUAUUGACAAACAGAACAGAAAGAGCUGUUUCUACGGAAGAGGCUUUGCUCCUGAUGCACAAGCCUUUAUGCAUUUUGGAGAAAGCAAUAAAGCUGGCAGCCAAGCAGGGUGCACAUAUCAUUGUGACCCCAGAAGAUGGAAUCUAUGGUUGGAUUUUCACCAGGGAGACCAUUUACCCCUACCUGGAGGAUAUACCAGACCCUGAAGUGAACUGGAUUCCCUGUAGAGACCCUAAGAGGUUUGGCUACACACCAGUGCAGGAGAGACUCAGUUGCCUUGCCAAGGAUAAUUCUAUCUAUAUUGUGGCAAAUAUUGGGGAUAAAAAGCCAUGCAAUGCUACUGACCCUCAGUGUCCUCUGGAUGGCCAUUAUCAAUACAACACCAAUGUGGUAUUUGAUUCUGAGGGUAAGCUAACAGCCCGAUACCAUAAGUAUAAUCUUUUUGCUCCAGAGAUUCAGUUUGAUUUCCCCAAGCAUUCAGAGCUGGUGACUUUUGACACUCCCUUUGGGAGGUUUGGCAUCUUCACUUGCUUUGACAUAUUUUCUUAUGACCCAGCUGUGGUGGACUCUGGUGUUGACAGUGUUCUCUACCCUAUGGCAUGGUACAACACCCUGCCCCUCCUAUUGGCUGCCCCAUUCCAUUCAGCGUGGGCCAGGGCCGUGGGAGUCAACCUGCUGGCUGCAAACACCCACAACACCAGAAUGCACAUGACAGGGAGUGGGAUCUACAGCCCGGAAGCAGUUGGUGUGUACCAUUAUGACAUGGAGACAGACAGCGGCCAGCUGCUCUUAUCAGAAUUGAAGUCCUCGCCCCGAUGGCCCACCGCUUCUGCAGAGGUUGACUGGAGUGCUUACGCCAGAAGUAUCAAGUCAUUCUCAUCAGAGCAGCAAGACUUCCGGGAUGAAUUCAACUUCACCAAGCUUUCCGGAAACACUGGAAAUUACACAGUUUGCCAAAAGGACCUGUGUUGUUGUCACCUGACUUACAAGAUGUCACAGAAGUGAAUGGACGAGGCCUAUGUCCUGGAUGCCUUUGAUGGACUGCACACAGUGGAAGGCCAAUAUUACUUACAGAUAUGCACAUUGCUGAAGUGUCAAACCACCAACUUGAGAACUUGUGGGGAACCCAUGGGGUCAGCUUUUACCAAGUUUGAAGAAUUCUAUCUCAGUGGCACCUUUGGGACGAACUACGUUUUCCCUCAGAUCGUCCUAAGUGGGAGUCAGCUUGCCCUGGAGAGAUAUUAUGAAGUUACAAGAGAUGGACGUCUCAGGAGCUGAGGAGGAGCCCUUUUGCCUGUCUUAGCGAUGGCCCUAUAUGGAAGAGUGUUUGAGAAGGACCCUGCACGCUUAGGGCAGGGACCCAGGAUUGCGGACUGUAAGGAUUAGCCUGGCAAAGAGAGGGGACACAAAUGAAAGAGGGAGCAAGCAGUGUAGUAUUCGAUUAGAAGAUACAAUGUAAGAUGUUGAGCCGGGUGGUGGUGGCGGCGGUGCACGCCUUUAAUCCCAGCACUCGGGAGGCAGAGGCAGGCGGAUCUCUGUGAGUUCGAGGCUGGGCUGGACAAAUAGCCUCCAAAACAAUACGGAGAAACCCUGUCUCGUAAAAACAAACAAACAAACAACAAAAAACAACAACAAAAAAGAAGAUACAAUGUAAGCUGUUGAAAGGACAAACCAAAUGAAGGAACAAAACAGUAAAAUAAACUGGGCGGUGGUGGCACAAGUCUUUAAUCCCAGCACUCUGUAGACAGAGGCAGGUGG